AAGAGAAAAUCCACACUCUCAUGAAUGCAACAGAUUGCUCUGCAUCAUGGCUGCAGCUGGAAGCAGAUUGGCAUCAGAUCCUGCAACCAUGCCAAAAUGCAAAGCAGCGGUUUAGAAAAGCUUCGAGUCUGAAAGCAACACGUUUCACUCUGGGCGUCAACUACAUCAACACCGCCAUCGCUUCUGGCCCAGGAUCUGAAGGAAACAAGCCAUCAGAGCCAUGAAGCCGCAAGCAGACGGGUGACGUUAGAGUCACAUGCAACACAAAGAAUUCAGGCGGGUCUUCAUGUCAAACCCUCAGGAGAUCUACCUCCUGGCUUCUCAACAAGUCCACCAGAUCAUCAAGUUGACUGAAGAAAACAGGAAGACGAGAAGAAACGCAAGAACCUAAAUCCACAGAAAGAGACACCACCAUGCUGCCACAGGUAGACACCUGUGGACAAAAGUAAACCGUCAACCCAUCGUUUUUCAGGAUGGUUCUUCUCCACUGAACAGAACACUGGACCCAGCUUUCCUUGAGGUCAAGUCCUGCUGCUCUUUCUGAGAGGUUUCUGCACCGAGUCUCAUCGGUGUGAGUGUGUUUCCUGCUGAGGGGUAUCUGCCGUGGGGGCAGCUGACAGCCAUCCAAGACGCCGCGAGCCGUACUUCGUGUGAAGAAUGCCCAGUCGCGCUUGGCCAAGCCGGCCGACCCGGGCCCGACGGCGGGCCUGUUCAUGGAACGAUCGCAGAGCCGCAUCAGCCUGUCAGCAUCCUUCGAGGCCCUCGCCAUCUACUUCCCAUGCAUGAACUCCUUUGAUGAGGAUGAUGGGGUAGACACAGAAGGCAGAAAGUUGAAAGGAGCCAUCCAAAGGAGCACAGAGACGGGUUUGGCUGUUGAGAUGCCCAGUCGAACCAUCCGCCAGGCCAGCCAUGAGUCCAUUGAGGACAGCAUGAACAGCUACGGUUCAGAGGGCAAUCUGAACUACAGCGGCAUGUGUCUGGCAUCAGAUGCCCAGUUCAGUGACUUCCUGGACGGGAUGGGACCUGCCCAGUUUGUGGGACGGCAGACGUUGGCAACGACAUCCAUGGGUGACGUCGAGAUUGGCCUGUUGGAAAGGAACGGCGGCCUGGAGGUGGAGGUUGUCCAGGCCAGAGGACUCACCAUAAAACCAGGUUCAAAGGGACCUCCAGCGGCCUAUAUCAAAGUUUACCUCCUGGAGAACGGAGUCUGUGUGGCCAAGAAGAAGACCAAGUCAGUGAGGAAGUCUCUGGAUCCUCUUUACAACCAGGUCCUGGUCUUCUCUGAAAGUCCACAGGGCAAAGUGGUGCAGGUGAUCGUUUGGGGAAACUAUGGACGGAUGGACCGUAAAUGCUUCAUGGGCGUCGCUCGAAUCCUGCUGGAGGAGUUGGACCUCAGCACGAUGGUGAUUGGCUGGUACAAGCUCUUCCCUACCUCCUCCAUGGUGGACCCAACAAUGGCGCCGCUCAUCCGGCACUCAUCUCAGAUGUCUCUGGAGAGCACCAUUGGACCCUGUUGUGAGCGAUCCUAAAACUCUCGGCUGCGAGACUUCUGGAAAAACUAUUUUCAUGCCUCAGUGCUGACAUGUUGUUGUAGACCUGGUAGUCCUGCAUCUUGGAGCAGGUAAGUGUUCUUGAAGAAUACUUCAAAUACAGGUGUGCUCCAUCCACUGAGGUUGACUGGGAAACGGCCGCUCACUGAUUGGCUGUUGUAUCACCCAAAAAGUACGCUGCAGUAUUUUUUAUACCAUUUCCUGAGACUCGUGGGAAACAUUUGGUUUGUUGCUACGCUGACACUUGGUGGACUCACAGGAAAAUCUCUCGUAAGAUCUCUGAUGAGAAAACAAAACAACAACAAAAAAAACAUUCUUAAUGAGACUACUUCAAAGGAGGGCUUGUUUGUUAAACCUGAUCAGACCUGCUGGGACCACAGUCCACAUUUCAGCUUCACAGGCUGUGUUCGAUUCUCAUCGCCACCGCCGCUUGUUGUAUUUUCACGUCCUCACUUCGGGGCAAAACAGCCCAAGUGUUUCCUGUCCAUCCACGAGUCUGUACAGAGAGUGAGGCUGCACUCAGAUUGAAAAACAAACAAUGUGCUUAAUUUGCAAGAACAGGAUGGGGACAAAGGGACAACGGUGCCAAUGAACACAGCAGGGCAUCCCGAUGAUGAUGGAAAGAAGUUUAGUUAUUUUAUUCAAUGAAAAUCUUGGUUUGAAACAAUGUCUUGAGCUGUUUUUGCUUGUUGCAUUGCUCAUUUGGCCAUUUGGUCUCUUUCAUUCUUUUUCUGGUAUCUGAGUAGAGAAGACCUGACAUGAAUGACCAAAACUCCUUAUGGAAAGAUCUAGAUGAGUGGUUCUCUGUAUGACCUCUGGGCCUCAGAGCACAGUUGGUUUUCUGUUCGAACAGCUAGUUACUAGCAGUUAAUUAUGUCUGCCUCCAGCAUAGAUGGUCAAAGUCCUUGUUUCAACAAAAAAUAGCACCCGACAAAUCCUGCAGUGGUUUUUGAAAGCCGAGUCCACACAUAUGCAGGUAUUUUUGAAAAUAAAGUAGAUAUUCAUAUGUAGCGCAGCUAUGUUAGGGAUUAUGUUUGAAAGUUUCUCCACUGGUUUGUAUAAUGAUUUGACGCCAUAGCCCAACAUAUUAAUAGAAUUUUGCAUUAUUAAUACGGCUAUGUAAAGAUAGCCACUGCUGUUUGAAAACAGGGAUUAAAAA
Messenger RNA from Thalassophryne amazonica, 2709 nucleotides. RefSeq names its product regulating synaptic membrane exocytosis 4 (gene rims4). The transcript has 6 exons. Gene Ontology annotation, molecular function: transmembrane transporter binding; small GTPase binding. NCBI's taxonomy places the organism in Eukaryota, Metazoa, Chordata, Actinopteri, Batrachoidiformes, Batrachoididae. Gene Ontology annotation, biological process: regulation of synaptic plasticity; calcium ion-regulated exocytosis of neurotransmitter; positive regulation of synaptic transmission. Gene Ontology annotation, cellular component: presynaptic membrane; cytoskeleton of presynaptic active zone. The record is from RefSeq and is a predicted model, not a curated record. The coding region runs from base 714 to 1529 and encodes 271 amino acids.